Molecule: messenger RNA, 2023 nt
Organism: Aspergillus pseudonomiae
Lineage: Eukaryota; Fungi; Ascomycota; Eurotiomycetes; Eurotiales; Aspergillaceae
Product: flavin reductase family protein
Exons: 1
Coding region: 492-1289 (265 amino acids)
Molecular function (GO): FMN binding
Source: RefSeq, a predicted model, not a curated record
GUAACUAUCUCCUACCCAAAGCGUAGGUGAGGGGUUGUUUUCGGGUGCUGACAAAACUCAAGCUAAUAUCGGCCCGAGAGUCGGCAGUGAACUCUACAUCCACGCACUCCGUUAAGUAAUUCUCACCUAUUGGGGCGUCGGAUUUGGAAAAUUGCACUUUAUGGUCCGUGGAAAUUGCACAAUGAGAGACCCGCAAUCUGCUCAACGGAUGUAAUGAUGCGAUAGCAGCUAGGUUUGGUAAAUCCACCACUGUGAAUACCUCCCAUGCAUCGCACUGUUGUGAGAAGCACCUUGCGUUUUUCGACUAGCCAUCUCUAUAAGCAGUUGUAAGUUUCCUUCGCGCCCAGAAAGGCGUUUCCGACUCGGCAAGGCAUCAUACACUUGGGCAGAGUCCAGGUCACACAAGUCGCGAUCAAUAUCGCUGAUGAACGUAUAGUGGAAGCGGAAAUAGCCUGCACGGCGUCAAGCCUUGGUACAAUCGUUCAUUCAGCAUGACUUCGGCAUUUUUUAAAGCGGGUGACGACUUUGAAAAGGUUCAAGCUGCUCGGCCGGAUUUUACACGUGAUGCAGAGGUCACUUUCUCAAAGCCCCCUAAGCCAGACUGGAAACAGGGCGAGGGUGCGAAUGAUGGCGGCGAAAGUUUGAAGAAGAAUCAUGUCGAGAUCGACCCUCAUGAGGAAGGAAGGCCGGUUUCAUCUAACUACAAGAUCUUAAUCUCGGGGAUGGUUCCUAGGCCCAUAGCGCUCAUCAGUACCAAGUCGAAGGAUGGAAAGUCUGCCAACUUGGCGCCUUUCAGUUAUUCACAGGUCGUCAAUCAUGACCCUCCUCUCUUUGUCGUCGGCUUUGUUGGAUCGCUUGAGAAAGCCAAAGACACGCUGAAGAACCUCGCCGAGACAGAAGAAUGCGUCAUUAACAUCAUCUCUGAACAUUUCGUGGAGGCAGCAAAUGCGACCGCCGUCAACGCUCCAUAUGGUGUUUCCGAAUGGGAGAUAUCCGGAUUGCACCAGGCACCUAGUUCGGUGGUCCAGCCAGCCCGCGUGCAGGAAUCAAUCUUAUCUAUCGAAGGCAAACUCGUCGAAACCAAAGAAUUUGAAAGCAGAACGACGCCCGGAAAGAAGACUGGAGUAUUGGCCAUCAUUGAGGGUGUCCGAUUCUGGGCGAGAGAGGAUGCCAUCAAUGAGGAUCGAAGCGUGAUUGACCUUAAGGUCUUGAAGCCCAUCAGUCGGCUAGGGGGGAUACAGUACGGGCGAACUACCGAUGCGAUCGAGAUACCUAGACCACAAUUCUAAACAUGACGGAACUGUUCCAGCAGGGUUGGUUCCCGACUAGUACAAAAAGAACUGCGAGCUAUGUUGGAGAGGAGUGCACAUCGAGAAUUGAUAAGUGGCAAUUUGACAUAGGUCUCUGAACCUUGUAGCACCUGAGAGUUCGUCCUGUAUUGUAGAAUGUAGGCGUUCUGCAACCCCGACUUGAAGCCAUGUCACUUUGCUGGAUAUGUAGUAUGAAAGUUGGAAAGACUCUCAUAAACUCCGAUAAAUGAUCAUAUUAUUUUCCAAGAAAUACCAGGUUUAACGUGCCAGAGAUGUGUCUCCUUGGGUGGGUUCUGAUCAAUUAGGUAUCGGAGUUGAUGCCGAAAGUCGGUUGACACUGCGAUAUGUGGGGAUAGAAAAGAGGGUCUGAUUUCCCCAACAACCCACUGCCUCGGGGACUCCGGGCGGGAAAAGAAUGGAGACCCCAGAGUCCAGACUCCAGCUUUAUAAGUGAUUGUCCGUCCAGCUCCUUAGGCGGUUAAAUUGACGCAAAACACCUGCAGGAACCGAUCCAUGACAAUGGUAUUUAAUUUAGUUCUUCUGUAUAUUCAGCCUAUCUUCCUGUUUUUUAAGCUUCUCUGAUUUUCACGAUAUAGCGCUUGGUUAGAUUGUCGCAAGAUAGAUUUUUGACUCCAAAGCUCGACAAGUAAGGUACAUUUGGGGCACGUCACAUGAGGAAUCGCUGGGUCCAACCUGGAAUCCUUUUGGGCCCG